Panthera uncia (snow leopard) is the source of this 2451-nucleotide messenger RNA. RefSeq names its product guanine nucleotide-binding protein G(o) subunit alpha. The transcript has 3 exons. The record is from RefSeq and is a predicted model, not a curated record. Bases 637 to 972 code for a protein of 111 amino acids. Gene Ontology annotation, cellular component: heterotrimeric G-protein complex. Gene Ontology annotation, molecular function: GTPase activity; G protein-coupled serotonin receptor binding; GTP binding. Lineage: Eukaryota; Metazoa; Chordata; Mammalia; Carnivora; Felidae. Gene Ontology annotation, biological process: G protein-coupled dopamine receptor signaling pathway; adenylate cyclase-modulating G protein-coupled receptor signaling pathway.
GGGUCAGACAUGGCUGAGUUUGCCCUGGCCAGAGGAAGUGCGGUCCCCCAGAAGCCUCCCAGGAAGCAGCCCGGGCAGGAGCAUCUCCCCAGAGAGGUGGCCCCCGAGGAUCCUGGCAGGAGCCUGGCAUGACCUCCCCUCCAUCCACAGGAGGGGUGGAGAGUCACCGUCUCCACCCACAGAUUGGGCCCCAGAGGAAACACCUGGACGGGAAGUGCCGAAGCCCUGCUCUCGGGCCCCAGUCCAGCACCGCCUCCCCCGACCAACACACUCCCACCCACGCAGGCAGACCCUUCCGUGGCGGGGGACCGUGCGAUGGGGACAGUCCAUGUCGCCCUGUCCUCGGCCCCACCCGGGGAGCCACGGCUGUUCCCAGCCCGGGCUCUGCCAUCAGCCCCGAAAUGAUGGUGUCGGGUGCCCUGAACGCCGAACUGGGCAGCCCUGUGCUGUGACGGGUCACGGGACUACUGUCGCCUUCGGAGGAGCCGUGGGGGCACAGGAGCCCCACCUGAGCUGCUGGGCAGCCCUGUUCUUCUCUCUCAAACCUAACUCUCUUCUUCUCUUUCCCUGUCUCCAUGUCUGUCCCUCCCACUGUCUGUCUGGCUCUCUUUCCCCCCGCUGGGGCUACAGAACCGCAUGCACGAGUCUCUCAUGCUCUUCGACUCCAUCUGUAACAACAAGUUCUUCAUCGAUACCUCCAUCAUUCUCUUCCUCAACAAGAAAGAUCUCUUUGGUGAGAAGAUCAAGAAGUCACCUUUGACCAUCUGCUUUCCUGAAUACACAGGCCCCAACACCUAUGAGGACGCGGCCGCCUACAUCCAAGCACAAUUUGAAAGCAAAAACCGCUCACCCAACAAAGAAAUUUAUUGUCACAUGACUUGUGCCACAGACACGAAUAAUAUCCAGGUGGUAUUCGACGCUGUCACCGACAUCAUCAUUGCCAACAACCUCCGGGGCUGCGGCUUGUACUGACCUCUUGUCCUGUAUAGCAACCUAUUUGACUGCUUCACGGACUCUUUGCUGUUGACGUUGAUCUCCUGGUAGCAUGACCUUUUGGCCUUUGUAAGACACAGCCUUUCUGUAUCAAGCCCCUGUCCAACCUACGACCCCAGAGUGACUGACGGCUGUGUAUUUCUGUAGAAUGCUGUAGAAUCUGGUUUUAGUUGAGUCUUUACAUUUAGAAUUUGAAAGGAAAAAAGAAAAGAACAUUUCUCAUGUGCUUUGUAGCUUAAAAAAAAAAAAGGAAAAAGGAAAACUCACCAUUUCAUCCAUAUUUGUCUUUUUUUUCUUUUCUUUUCUUUUUUUGGAAAUAAAGCAGCAUACACAUCUGCACCCGCACCGCGCCCCCCCCCCACCCCUGCCUGCCACCUCUAUCCCCAGCAUAGAGGGGCCCCCAGUGCACCCGCAGAGCCACCCCUCCUGGGGGCUUGGGUCCCAGGGGAGUGUGUUCAGGUGGCGCUUCCCAGGGUGCCCCCCACCCCCAUGCCCUGCCCACCACCUGCUCCCUCCAGGUUUGCAUAGGAAAAGCACAGCUCUGACUGGCCAGUAGCUGCCAAAGAGUACCGAACAAACAUAUAUAAAUAGAGCCCUUACAGACAACAAUUUUCCCACAACCUCCUUUCUACAGAUUCCCUUUAUGAUUUUUCGUUAUUGUUUCCAUUUUUGUUUUUAUUUGUGUCCCAAAGAGCACGAUGUAUCACAUACCGGCUCAGCUCUCAUAGUCUGGGAAACGGGGUUGUGGAUUUUUUUUUUCCUCUGACACUUUUGCUUCUCAGUCUCUCAGAGACUGUGUGUGCGCCCCUCUCCGCCUUUUCCUUUGUUUCAGUGACCUGUGUCCGCUCCUUCUCAUGUGGGGAUGUUUGUGCUGCAGAUAAAAAGAACAAAAACAAACAAAAAAAAUUUUUAAAUACCAUGAGAUGGAAAAAACAAAAAAAAAAUUUUAAAAACAGGUGGAAUGUAGUGUUUACACGAAAGCCAGUUUUCAUGAUCAGUCCUAUGUCAUUUCUACUUUGACUAGUAUCCAAACCCCAAACCUCUUCACGGUGUCACUUUUAAGACUUACUAUUUGCUGAAGAAGACCAGUCACGGCCAUUUCAGAUAAAGAGGAGGUGAAAAGACAAAACACACAAAAAAAUCAAAAAUAUGGAAAAAAAAAAAAACUUGAAAAAAAAGGAAAAAAGAAAAAAAAAAAAAGCCCACGGGUCUUUCUAAGCCUUUCUAUUCCCAAUCGGUGAGGUUUCUGUGAUAUCUUACACACUGCCAGUCUACUUCUCUGACUAAUGGAAAAUUCAUGUGUAGCUCAAUAAAGAGAAUGUUUGUCUGUAUUCUGAGUCUCUCACCCUCGGGCUUCAUUCUGACAGGAGGGGAAGGAAGGGUUUGACUGGGCCACAGACACUGGGGAGGCUGGCGGGUAGGGCUGUAGGUACCAGAUAAGGACCUUCUCCCCCCCCC